Lodderomyces jiufengensis is the source of this 1617-nucleotide messenger RNA. RefSeq names its product translation initiation factor eIF2 subunit gamma (gene GCD11). Gene Ontology annotation, cellular component: eukaryotic translation initiation factor 2 complex; cytosol. The record is from RefSeq and is a predicted model, not a curated record. The transcript has a single exon. Bases 1 to 1617 code for a protein of 538 amino acids. Gene Ontology annotation, molecular function: GTPase activity; tRNA binding; GTP binding. Lineage: Eukaryota; Fungi; Ascomycota; Pichiomycetes; Serinales; Debaryomycetaceae. Gene Ontology annotation, biological process: formation of translation preinitiation complex; positive regulation of translational fidelity.
AUGUCUUAUGAUGAUAUAGAAAAUGCUACUCCAGAUAUUAUUAUUGGAGGUAACAUAGACAAUUUAGAAGAUGAUUAUCAAUAUGAUAUUGAAAGUGAUCAAGAAAUCAAUCAAGAUGAAGAAAAUAAUGAUGACUCAUUAUCUAAAACUAAUGGAGGAGGGAAAAAAACAGUAGCAUUUGCAGGGUUAGAUGAAGAAGAUGAUGAAUUAGCACAAGAACAAGCUAAAAGAGAAUUUGAAGAAGGUGGUGGAUUACCUGAACAAUCAAUAGAUAUAGAUUUUUCAAAAUUAACUCCAUUAUCACCAGAAAUUAUAAAUAGACAAGCAACAAUAAAUAUUGGUACCAUUGGACAUGUAGCACAUGGUAAAUCUACGGUUGUUAGAGCUAUAUCAGGGGUACAAACUGUUCGAUUUAAAGAUGAAUUAGAAAGAAAUAUUACUAUUAAAUUAGGUUAUGCAAAUGCAAAAAUUUAUAAAUGUGAUAAUGAAGAAUGUCCAGAACCAGAUUGUUAUAGAUCUUUUAAAUCAGAUAAAGAAAUUAGACCAAAAUGUCAAAGACCAGGAUGUACGGGGAGAUAUAAAUUAGUUAGACAUGUAUCAUUUGUUGAUUGUCCAGGUCAUGAUAUUUUAAUGAGUACUAUGUUAUCAGGAGCAGCAGUAAUGGAUGCUGCAUUGUUAUUAAUUGCAGGUAAUGAAAGUUGUCCACAACCACAAACUUCAGAACAUUUAGCUGCUAUAGAAAUUAUGAAAUUAAAACAUGUUAUAAUAUUACAAAAUAAAGUUGAUUUAAUGAGAGAAGAAUCAGCAUUAGAACAUCAAAAAUCUAUAAUACAAUUUAUAAAAGGAACAAUAGCGGAUAAUGCACCAAUUGUACCAAUUUCAGCACAAUUAAAAUAUAAUAUAGAUGCAGUUAAUCAAUUUAUAAUAAAUUCAAUUCCAGUACCAAUUAGAGAUUUUAAUGCAAGUCCAAGAUUAAUAGUUAUUAGAUCUUUUGAUGUAAAUAAACCAGGUGCUGAUGUUGAUGAUUUAAAAGGUGGAGUUGCUGGUGGAUCAAUUUUAACUGGUGUUUUUAAAAUUGGGGAUGAAAUAGAAAUUAGACCAGGUAUUGUUACAAAAGAUGAUCAAGGUAGAAUUCAAUGUAAAACUAUUUUUUCAAAUAUUGUUUCAUUAUUUGCUGAACAUAAUGAUUUGAAAUUUGCUGUUCCAGGAGGAUUAAUUGGUGUUGGUACAAAAGUUGAUCCAACUUUAUGUAGAGCUGAUAGAUUAGUUGGUCAAGUUGUUGGUGCAAAGGGUAAUUUACCUUCAAUUUAUUCAGAUAUUGAAAUUAAUUACUUUUUGUUGAGAAGAUUAUUAGGUGUUAAAACUGAAGGUUCAAAACAAGGUGCAAAAGUUCGUAAAUUAGAAGUUGGUGAAGUUUUAAUGGUAAAUAUUGGAUCUACUGCUACAGGUGCAAGAGUUGUUGCUGUAAAAGCUGAUAUGGCAAGAUUACAAUUAACUUCUCCUGCAUGUACUGAAAUUAAUGAAAAAAUUGCAUUAUCAAGAAGAAUUGAAAAACAUUGGAGAUUAAUUGGUUGGGCUACUAUUAAAAAGGGAACAACUAUUGAACCAAUAAAUUAA